Molecule: messenger RNA, 1949 nt
Organism: Galendromus occidentalis (western predatory mite)
Lineage: Eukaryota; Metazoa; Arthropoda; Arachnida; Mesostigmata; Phytoseiidae
Product: aldehyde dehydrogenase X, mitochondrial
Exons: 16
Coding region: 294-1763 (489 amino acids)
Molecular function (GO): oxidoreductase activity, acting on the aldehyde or oxo group of donors, NAD or NADP as acceptor
Source: RefSeq, a predicted model, not a curated record
GUGUUCCCCUCCCUCUACGACUCUGAGAGAGGCUUUGUCCGCUACUCAGAUUCCGAUGAGAGUCAGAGACUCACUCAGUGUGAGUCAGCCGUGACAUUGGCGCCACAAAUCGGUGGGAUUCUCGUGCGUGUGAGGAAACCGAUUGUCCUACGGCGAUCUUAUCUCGAAGCACACCCAAUCAGUCUCAGGUUGAUUGUGUUCGAUCGAGCCUUGCUAAGCGGGGGAAAGCAUCGCACUCAUUCGAUUGUGGACUUCCUCGAAAAUCCUCUCCGUCACCAAGCUUCCACGAAAUCAUGCAUCGCCGCAUACCAAUCCUUCACACCCAGCUUUUCAUCAACAAUGAAUUCGUGGACGCUGUCUCGAAGAAGACACUCGACGUGAUCAAUCCAACAACAGGAGAAGUGAUCACCGAGGUUAGCGAGGCUGAUGCUGCGGAUGUGGAUCUCGCUGUCGCUGCUGCCAGAGCGGCCUUCAAACGGGACUCGCCGUGGAGAACCUGCGACGCCUCGGAGAGGGGCGCGGCGAUCCACAGAUUGGCCGACCUCAUUGUCGAAGAAAAAGAGUAUUUUGCUGACCUGGAAGCUCUUGAUGCGGGGAAACCUCGAGCUGAAGCCGAAUUCGAUGUCGAGUGUACUAUCGCGACCUUCAGGUAUUACGCUGGGUGGAGUGACAAAAUCCACGGGAAAACCAUCCCUGCAGAUGGGGGCGUAAUCAGCAUGACUCGUCACGAACCGAUCGGGGUUUGCGGUCUAAUUAUACCCUGGAACUACCCCAUUCUGAUGGCAGCAUGGAAACUGGCUCCCGCUCUUGCCGCUGGAAACUGCUGCGUGCUGAAGCCAUCGGAGAAUACGCCUCUGUCAGCUCUCGUUUUGGGCAAGCUCAUAAAGGCAGCCGGCUUCCCUCCCGGGGUUGUCAACAUCGUCCCUGGCUACGGGCCGACUGCAGGCAGAGCCAUCGCGAUGCACGACGACAUUGACAAGAUCGCUUUCACUGGGUCGACGAAAGUGGGACGCCUGAUUCAGAGCGCUUCCGGAGAAUCUAAUUUGAAGCGAGUCACUCUCGAGCUUGGAGGCAAGAGUCCUCUUGUGAUCUUUGGCGACGUCGACCUCGAUGAGGCCGUUGAGAUAGCCCACAACGCGGUGUUCGCCAACAUGGGUCAAUGUUGCUGCGCUGGAACGCGAACAUACGUUCAUGAAGGCAUCUAUGACGCAUUCGUCGAGAAAGCGAAAGCUCUGGCCGAGAAAAGGAAAGUCGGAGAUCCGUUCGACCCCGAGGUUGUUCAAGGUCCUCAGAUCAGUGCGCUACAAGCAGAACGAAUCAUGGAGCUCGUUGAAAGCGGGAAAAAAGAGGGCGCUAAAUGUGUCGCGGGAGGCAAGCGAGCUCCCGGUGAAGGAUUCUUCAUCGAACCGACGGUUUUCGCGGACGUCACGGAUAACAUGAGAAUCGCACGUGAGGAGAUUUUCGGGCCUGUGCAGCAGAUCCUGAAGUUCUCAACGAUGGAUGAGGUGAUCGACCGGAGUAAUGAUACCAGAUACGGCCUCGGAGCCGGAAUCCUCACGAAGGACAUCGACAGAGCUCUUGAAUUCGCGCAGGGGGUCCAAUCUGGGUCGGUUUGGAUCAAUUGCUACGAUGCAUCGACGGUCCAGACACCUUUCGGCGGCUACAAGCAAAGUGGUCACGGUCGCGAAUUGGGCUACGCUGGAAUCAAUGAAUAUGUGGAGACCAAAACGAUCACCAUUAAAGUUGCCAAGAAACACUCCUGAAGGGAUCCUCGGAUUCCCUCGCUCUACUCGGGGGCUCGUGGACCUUCUGGACUAGGGAGUGCCGGCAAGGGAUCGGAGCUCGACACGAGUCUAAUAUUUUUCGAGGAAGAAUAAGUCGACAUGUCAUGUUCCAGCGAAUUCCCACCCUCAACUCCUGGUUUCUCACGCUCGCCUUAAUAGAGAUGU